This is a messenger RNA of Penicillium chermesinum, 1152 nucleotides long. RefSeq lists its product as uncharacterized. Gene Ontology annotation, molecular function: protein binding. NCBI's taxonomy places the organism in Eukaryota, Fungi, Ascomycota, Eurotiomycetes, Eurotiales, Aspergillaceae. The transcript has 2 exons. The record is from RefSeq and is a predicted model, not a curated record. Bases 1 to 1152 code for a protein of 383 amino acids.
AUGGAGCAACACACGCUUCGCCGCCGCGGCACCGGCCUCCGAGGCGUAGACCAGGACAAACCCACUUGGUGUCGACAGAUGGAACAGAAGCGCACCGCUGGACCCUGCCGUACCGCGCAGGCCGGCACAGCCGCAUCCUCCCCAACGGCAACCUCGCCUACAACAGGCGUGCACCCCGACGCACCACACCUGUUCCCCAUGUGGUCCAAGUACCGCGGCGGAAUGAUGCUGCAAGUCGACCCUCACGGCAAAAUCCAGAAGCAAUACUCCGAUCCUUACGCCCACCACGACCAGAACCACCUCGACGACGGGACAAUCCUCUACACCACCCUCGAGCCACUCACGCCCGCCGAGGCCGCGCGCGUGCGCGGCGGAAUCCCAGGCAGCGAAGCGCCUGACGGGAAAAUCUACGCAGACUGCAUCAAGCUUGUCGAUCCGUGGUCCGUCUCAAACACAUCCUCCUCGGCAGACUUCGAGGGCGCCGGGACAGGCGGCGCGAAGCUGCUCUGGUCAUGGCGCGCAAUCGACCAUCUGGACGGGGAAGAUUUCGCCGCGCACCAGCAUUAUCCGCGCGAGCACUGGCCGCUGAUCAACAGUGUGUCGUUUGACUCUGAAGGGAACAUUAUUGCAUCGUCGCGGAAUGCGUCGAGCGUCUUUGUUAUCUCGCGGGCGAAUGGGGAGGUGUUGUGGCGGAUUGCGGCGCCGACGGUUUGCCAGCAGCAUUGUGCGCAUCAGAUUAAUGAGGAAGGGGAUAUGUUGGUUCUUGAUAAUGGGGUGUUUAGGCCUGGGCUGGCAAUGCCGUUUUCGAGGGCGAUUGUGGUCUCGAAGGAUAAGCAGGUUAAGUGGGAGUAUAAGGAUCGGUCGACGGGUGGUUUGGGCUUUUUCACCCCCUUCAUGGGGUCGGCGCAGAAGUUGGGCAACGGGAAUUUCUUGAUCUGCGAGGCGGCCACUGGUCGUGUUAUUGAAGUGACUGCAGACGGGGAGAUGGCUUGGGAGUUUGUUGUGCCGCAUUUGCAGGACUAUAAAGCUGUCAUGGAUCAACAGGAGCUCGCGCAGAUGGAGGCUAUCGGGUUUUCUUAUCAAAGCAAUGCUAUUUUCAGGGCUUAUAAGUAUCUCCCUGAGGAGAUUCCCUGGUUGCAGAAAGAAAAGUGA